CCCCCCGCUUUUCUUAUUGUCUCCCUCUUUCCGGUAAUCCAGACAUGCCGCCCACUCGCCUCUCCUCCUAUCGUCGCCGCUCUUCUCUCGCCGUCCCGACAUCGUCCCACAUCAAACCCGGUAUCUACGGCGCUCCCUCUCCGUCCCCGAGAUCUGUCACCUUCGCACCCAAUGUUACCCCUGUAACAUUCAGCGACCCAUUAUCGCUGGACACAUCCACCGCAGAAUCGUCCUCGCCUACGUCGCACAUCUUCCCGCCUUCAGAUUCACCAGCGCCGCCUCCGGCAAGGCGACGUGCCCCUCCUGGCAAGCGCCGGUCGCUUGGAUACAUCCCACGCCCACCCAAUGCCUUCAUGCUCUUCCGCGCUGACUUCGUCAGACAGAAACAUGUUCCUGGGUCGAUAGAAACUAACCAUGGCUCUCUAUCCAAGAUCAUCGGUAACUGCUGGCGCGCUCUUCCCCUCGAGGAAAAACGCGUGUGGGAAAUUAGAGCCAAGAAGGCAAAGGAAGAGCACUCGGCCAUGUACCCAGGUUACCGCUUCCCGCCUGAGGACGAAGAGCGUUGUGAAGCAGUCGCUCAACUGCUUCUCGAAGGAAAGAAGGGUGACGAACUCGCCGCAGCUAUUCGCAAGUUGGGCGACAAGGCGGGUCAGACGGCGCUGCCACCUGCACCCGCAUAUCCAUACCGCCGACCAUCUUCAGUCCCUCUCCCAGACGGACCAUUCCAUCCUAUCGCAUUGCCUGCGCUGCCAUUCCUGCAGCUGGGAUCAAGAUCGGGGUCGCCUGUAGGAAAUAUCUCUCGCUCAGCGAGGUUCAUCCUUGGCCAUCGCAGGUCUUCAAGCGUGCAGCCCAUCCCCAGCAAACCAUGGGGAAUCCUCGAUCACAUGACACCCCUUCACCACGACAUGUCCUCUCUCCCCGAUGUCGACAGUACACUUUUCGACCCUGCGUUUUUCGAUGCCGGGUUCUCUUUCCAGCCACACACGGAGUCAUCUUUCAACGUGGGCGAGAUGUAUUCGGUCCCACCGCAUGCGCAUUCACCGGGUGAAUUCCCUCUCAAUGGAUCGGUCGGAGUGCCUCCCAGGGACGCGGCACCAUUUCCAGUGACGUCGUGCGAUACAUCUUCGCUCCCACAGUAUACAUCGAUGACUAUGACCACAUCUAGCCCUCUUGCCAUGACGCCCAAUUCCAUCCCCAUGUCUAUGUCCAUGGGAGUCGCCUCAGACAUGUCGAUGUCCUUGCCCAUGGCGAAUGCCCGGCAUGUUGUUGAUGUCGCCGACUUCUCGCAUUCUCAGUCAUCCUCGACGUAUUCCGGUUCCCCUGCGACUUCAGAUGUGUCGCUGCCGACUGUUGUCGCACCAAAACCGCAGCCAGCGUUUCAGCAACAGGUGGACACGGUCAUAUUCGAAGGUUGGGGGGAUGUCGUUGGCAACGGUCCCGUCGAGCUUGCCACUCAGGGCCAGCCGGAGAUGGAGCAGUCGCAGCACAUCCAGGAUGGAUUUUCUGGUUUGUUCGCAAAUGAAUUUGACGGAGGUGCAUUCGAAUACGUGACAACGCAGGCGUUUUAAGUUGGAAGAAGGUCACUCGACGGGCGCAUUGGAUGCAUUCAUACGUUCAAGAAUACGGCAAGGCAAGACCGGACGAUAUCACGACUUAGACGGACGAUGACGACACGGCCAUCCGCAUUCACAACUAGCUUAUGCAUCGCGCAUCUUUUUUUUUUCUCUUUUCUCUCUCUCUCCGAACAAACAGAUCACACCUCCAUUAUAAAAUGUAUCAUAGGUUAUUUAGGGAUUUGGUGAGUUGCUGUCGCUGAUGGACGCUGGGGGGGAGGGACGAUCUUCAGAUACCCAUACCCACAUGUGGAUACGUACUCUACUCCAGUGGCGACGGCAGGCACACUGGAUUCGUUGAUUAGAUGUAGCAUUAGAGAUCUCUUUCCGUAUCUUGACGGUUCAUACGUCUUCGAAUGUAGCUUUUAGUUUUAUCUGUAUUUCUUGGCCUGGAGUUAGAAGUAAAUAUAAAUAUUGUGCUC
Molecule: messenger RNA, 2035 nt
Organism: Pisolithus orientalis
Lineage: Eukaryota; Fungi; Basidiomycota; Agaricomycetes; Boletales; Pisolithaceae
Exons: 6
Coding region: 45-1568 (507 amino acids)
Biological process (GO): regulation of transcription by RNA polymerase II
Cellular component (GO): nucleus
Molecular function (GO): DNA-binding transcription factor activity, RNA polymerase II-specific; RNA polymerase II cis-regulatory region sequence-specific DNA binding
Source: RefSeq, a predicted model, not a curated record